CUGUGGACUACUGUUAAUCUACAAUGGGUAGCGGGGCCUCUGUCAGUGAUCCAAGUGGAGACGUAGCAGAAGAAGUUCUACUAGAACCGAAGAGAGAGGAUGCUGCCCAGUCCACAUCGUGUCCAGGAGGAGGAGGUGCGGGGCAGCCAAGAGACGGACAGGACGGUGCGCUUCCCCCUGAGAAUCCUCCUGUGCUGAAAGAGAAGCAUGUGGAAUCUGCAGAGAGGAACACAGAGGAUACAGAAGGCUCCCUCAAACAAAUGCCCAAGUCUGAGACAAGCCCAGUACCUGCUGAUGCACCCAAGGAGGACAUGUGCAGUACUGAGUUCCAAGAGAAUCCACCUAGUGUUAUGGUUGAUGUAGAUUCCAGCACUGCAAGUAUGUCGGGAAGGGAGGAAAGUGAAGAUCCUGAGGAGAUUGAGAAGAGUUUCAAAACGUCUUAUGAAUCAGUAGACAACGAGGAAGUUCCACUGGCUUUUGAGAGUUUUUUACACCGGAAUGGCAUCCUCUACAGCUGCCUUAGCCAACAUGGCCACAGAAUGUAUGUUGAUGAGUCAAAGGUGAUGGAUCAAGCUGAGGAUCCCGUCAAUAGCCACAAUGUAAACAAUACAACGUCUGUGGCUGAUAAUGACCGAGCUGGUGUGGUCUACAUUCAGGGAAAGGGGACUGUCAUGACAUAUAUGUUUGAGGAAAAGGUGAACAUCUGCAGAUACUAUGAUAUUCAGUCAGGACUGUGGCUCUUAUUACCUCUACAGUGGGAGAUGGACAUUGAUUUUGUCAAACAGAGUGUGAAAAGAAUUAUGGAUACUCUUCCUGGUCUGGUGGACAAGAAAGAGAUAACAGCAGCACUCAGGCUGUGCAACUAUGAUCCUGAUGAGGUCAUGUCUGUCUACCUCACUAUAUUUGGUAACAGCCUUUUUCAGUCCUCCAGCAAAGCACAACAUUUUUCAGAGCUGAAUUCUUUCCGGAGCCAUUUGGAAAAGGACAAGAUAAUUGAAGACCUCAAACAAAAACUUUACACAAAAGAGAAUGAGCUAGAGAAACUUUUCCAGAGGAACAGCUACUUAAAUCGAGAUUCCGAGUACCUUGCUGAUUUGGUCCACCAAUUGAACCAGCGAGUAGCUGAACUUGAAGCUGACAAACAAGAGGCCAGUGAGAAAAUCCGAGCCUUGUUGAACCGAAGGUCCACCGAAGUGCCAGCCAAGGUGCCCCCUAAACCCUCUGUAGAUCUGGAGCACCUUCGACAAGUCAGCCGUUUGACUCACGAGUUGAACGUCUCCAACAAGCAUCUGAGCUCCACUGUGCGUCACAUGUUGGUGGAUUUGCAGAAUCAUUUCAAGCAGUUGAGGGAGCUGGUGGAGAAAAUGACUGAAGCAGAGCAGCACAGGGUUAAGGAGCAAGAGGAGCUUCGCUCCCUUUACAUGAAAGAGGCCCUGGAGAGAAAAACUUUGUACAAUAAACUUCUAGAGCUUCAAGGGAACAUCCGGGUAUUCUGCAGAUGUCGAGGUAAUGCUACAGCAAACUCCUGUGUGGAGGUGCCAUCUGAACAGGAGAUUGCAGUCAUUCAGAAAGGAGGCAAGAAGAAAUUUAACUUUGAUAGGGUCUAUUCACCAAACUCUACUCAGGAACAAGUAUUUGAGGGCACCCUACCCAUCAUAACUUCUUGUGUUGACGGAUAUAAUGUAUGCAUCCUAGCCUAUGGCCAGACAGGCUCUGGGAAGACAUACACAAUGAUGGGACCUAAAAACAGUCCAGGAGUUAAUAUAAGGUCUGUCAGAGAGUUGCUGUCUAUAUGCAAAAACAGAGAAAAAGUAACAUAUACUCUAAAGGUAUCCAUGUUAGAGAUCUACAAUGACAGCCUGAAUGACCUUCUGGCAAAGGACCCAAGUAAUCAUCUGGACAUUCGUACCCAAGGAAAAUCUGUCACUGUUCCAGGUUUGACACAAGUUGAAGUUAAGACUGAGGAUGACAUAUUGCAUGUCAUGGAGAUGGGUGAAAAGAACAGAAAGAUAGCAUCUACCAAAAUGAAUAUUGAGAGCUCUCGCUCUCACCUCAUCCUCACCUUGACCGUGCUUGGGGCAGACAGCAUCUCUGGGGUCAUCUCUCAAGGGACACUGACCCUGUGUGACUUGGCUGGUUCUGAGCGCAUCUCCAAGACCGAGGCCAAAGGGCAGCGCCUAGUGGAGGCAGCAGCCAUCAACAAGUCCCUCACAGCAUUAGGACAGGUUUUCAGUGCACUGAAAUGCAAUGCCAUUCAUGUGCCUUUCCGAAAUUCAAAACUCACACAUCUGCUUCAGCCAUGCCUUUGUGGAGAUGCCAAGGCUUGUGUGUUUGUGAACGUAAGUCCAGAUGCACGAAACAUGGUUGAAACUCUUAGUACGCUCCAGUUUGGCUCUUCAAUACGUCAGGUGGCACUGGGAAAAACUACGCAGCAUGUCACUUCAACACCAAACACCAAGCAAGACAAAUAACCCCAUUACAGACCUAUGUACAGCACGUGCUCUUUUAAAAACAUAAGUCCAUAAAUCUUACUGGACCAGUUAUAGAGU
This is a messenger RNA of Alosa alosa (allis shad), 2549 nucleotides long. Its product is annotated as kinesin-like protein klp-3. Gene Ontology annotation, molecular function: microtubule binding; microtubule motor activity; ATP binding. The record is from RefSeq and is a predicted model, not a curated record. Bases 24 to 2471 code for a protein of 815 amino acids. Gene Ontology annotation, biological process: microtubule-based movement. The transcript is spliced from 13 exons. NCBI's taxonomy places the organism in Eukaryota, Metazoa, Chordata, Actinopteri, Clupeiformes, Clupeidae.